Molecule: messenger RNA, 3153 nt
Organism: Nicrophorus vespilloides
Lineage: Eukaryota; Metazoa; Arthropoda; Insecta; Coleoptera; Silphidae
Exons: 4
Coding region: 320-3088 (922 amino acids)
Biological process (GO): transmembrane transport; carbohydrate transport
Cellular component (GO): membrane
Molecular function (GO): sugar transmembrane transporter activity
Source: RefSeq, a predicted model, not a curated record
GGGAGUUAGGUUUAACUUUGCGUUAGACGCGCUCGUGAUGUAACGUUAAUGUUGAAAAUAAAAAUUGCGCAAAUCUUUGCUCGUGCAUUAAAUAAUGCUCAUCGCUGGUCGUAAAGCGUGUGUGUUUGCUCGAUUUAAAUAAAUUACGUCGAGAGAGCGUUAAGCCGCGCGAUUAAGAUCAGUUGUUUGCACGUCGAAUGUUUCGGGGGGACAGAUUCUACAAACAACAAAAUAAUGUAUAAAUAAACAAAUGGGAUAAAAAAAACGACAAAAAGCGCUCAUCACGUCAGUCAUUCCGUUGCAACUUCAACGAUUCACGAUGGACGAUAAGAAAGGUGGUAACGGGAUGUUUCUCUUCGUGUCGGUGGUGGCUGUUAAUUUCGCUUCGUUCACCAUGGGAACGGGAUUCGGAUGGACGUCGCCGUCGGUGCCGAAGCUGAACGGCUUCGAGGAUGCCGAGCUCGGCGAUCCGAUCACCUCCACCGAAGAACUGUUUCUCGGUUCGCUGAUUGCGAUCGGUGGAAUCUUCAGUCCGCCACUUUCGGGGAUCGCCGCCGAUGCCAUCGGAAGGAAAUGGACGCUCCUCGCAUUCACAGUACCGAUUUUGGUUUCGUACCUGAUCGUAGCUUUCGCCCGGGACAUCUGGUGGUUCUUCGUUGCCCGUUUCUUGGCCGGAUUCUCUGCGGGAACGUACUACGCGGUCAUCCCGAAUUACGUGGCGGAAAUCUCCGAGGUUUCGAACCGCGGCGCCUACAGCUGCUUCCAAGCCGUCAACGUUCCGCUGGGAGUGCUCAUAACGUACGCGGUGGGACCGUUCUUGAAUUUACAGAACAGCAGUUUCGUCUAUUUGGUAGCUCCGAUUCUGUUCUUCAUUCUUUUCGGCUUCUUCAUCCCCGAAAGUCCCUACUUUCUGCUGACCAAGAAUAUGGACGUCGAGGCCAGAGAGGCUUUGGCCAAACUGAGGGGAAAGCGGAAGGAGGACGUGGAGAAGGAACUGAUCGAGAUGUCGGAUACUCUGAGAGAAUCUAAUUCGAGCACGAGCAUCCGCGAAUUGCUCAAGUCCAAAGUUUUAGUUAAAGGUUUAUCGAUAACUCUCGGUCUGGUGUUCUUCCAGCAGUUCUCCGGCAUCAACGUGCUUCUCUUUUACAUGCAGACCAUCUUCGAGGCGACGGGAAGCGCGAUGCCCGGACAGCACAGCUCGAUGAUCAUCGCGGCCGUGCAGAUUUCCGGCGCUCUCCUUACGUCGGCGGUCGUCGAUAAAUUGGGUCGUCGUCUGCUCCUCAUCGUCUCGUGCAUUGGAACGACGGUUUCCUUGAUCGCGCUCGGUGCCUUCUUCCAUCUGAAGGACGAUGGUCAGGAUGUCUCGCAGCUGGGUUGGCUGCCUAUAGUCAGCCUCAUCGCGUACAUGAUUUCGUACGGCGUGGGCCUCGGACCGGUCGCCUUCACCGUCCUCGGCGAGAUCUUCCCACAGAACGCGAAGGCGACGGCCUCCACCCUCACCAUUUCCAUCUGCUUCUUCCUCACGUUCGUCACGACCGCCCUCUUUCCCUAUCUGAUGGACGUCAUCGGCAAAGCCUUCACGUUCUACAUCAUCGCAGCAUUCUGCUUCUGCGGCCUUUUCUUCGUCUACUUCGUGGUACCUGAAACCAAGGGCAAAACUUUCAGCGAAAUUCAGAAAAUGAUCGGAGCCUAUUUGUGCGUCGUCGCGAUGGCCCCGAAGAGGCAAACGUUGUUCCUGUACUUCUCGACAUGCAUCGCCAAUCUGAUGACGUUCUCGGCGAUCGUGUCGUUCACUUGGUCGGCGACGAGCAUUCCGCGCCUCAACGGCAGCAAAGAACCGGAGAACAAUCCAUUGGAGAAGCCGAUCGGUUUCCAGGAGGAAUCGCUGAUCGCAUCCCUGUAUUUCGUUGGAGCGAUGCUGGGACCGCUGAUGGCCGGCUUCGUCGCCGUCAAGUUCGGCAGGAAGGUGACCAUCAUUCUGUUCACGGUGCCGACGUUGAUCAGUUUCCUGAUGACGGCCUUCGGCACCACCGUCGAGGUGCUCUACGUGGGCAGAUUCUUCGGCGGCAUCUCCGGCGGAACUGUUCUAACGAUAAUUCCGCUGUACACGGCGGAGAUCUCUGAGCCGCACAACAGAGGCAUCCUCGGCGCUUUCAUCGGACUCUUCUCCACCUUGGGCAAUCUGUACGGAUACAGCGUCGGCGCGUACACCUCCAUCGAAACUUUCUCCCUCACCGGCCUCGUGUUCCCCGUGAUCCUCUUCGCGGUGAUGUUCUUCUUCAUCCCGGAAACUCCUUACUACUGGAUCUCCAGAGGGAAAGAGGACGAAGCUGUUAAAUCUCUGAGGCAGCUGCGCACCGGAGACCAGAAAUCGAUCGAUCUGGAGAUCGAGGUGAUUAAGCGUACGAUAGAGCAGAGCGAUAGAGAUAGGGGACGCUUCAUGGACAUCUUCAAGUCGAAGGCGUCCAGACGGAGUCUGCUGAUCACGUUAGUCGGUGGCGGUAUCCAGCAGUUCUCGGGCAUCUUCGCCAUCCAAUUGUAUAUGCAUCAGAUUUUCGCGGAAGCCGGAAGCAACCUGGAACCGGAAGUAUGUUCGAUCAUCUUAGGGGCGGUGAGAGUGGCCGCAUACGUAAUCGCCGUGCUCGCGGUGGACAGAUACGGUCGUCGCUUCCUGCUGAUGGAAUCCUCUAUAGGCACGUGCAUCUCUCUCACCGCGAUCGGCAUCUUCUUCUACCUGAAGACGUUGGGCUACGACGUCGAGGCCAUCACUUGGCUCCCGCUCGUCGGUCUCAUCUGCUUCGAUCUCAGCUACAACACGGGCAUCGGUUGCGUCCCCGUUAUACAAAUAAGCGAAUUGUUCCCCGAGCAUCUCAAAGGCAUCGCCUCGAUCAUAGUCAUCACAUUCUGCUCCGUCCUCUCGUUCAUCAUCACCCUAAUAUUUCCGUACAUGGAGGCGGAAAUCGGUAUGGGGCCCAGCUUCUGGGUGUUCGCUUCGAGCGGCCUCAUCGGUGCCAUCUUCACAUACUUCGUUGUACCUGAAACCAAGGGCAAAACACUCUACGACAUACAAAUCAUGCUCAACAAGUGAACAAACAUUUAAAUGAUAAUCAAAUCAUAAUUUAUAUAAUCAUAUUAUAUUAAUAUAUAUAUAUA